Molecule: messenger RNA, 1684 nt
Organism: Spinacia oleracea (spinach)
Lineage: Eukaryota; Viridiplantae; Streptophyta; Magnoliopsida; Caryophyllales; Amaranthaceae
Product: LIM domain-containing protein PLIM2c
Exons: 5
Coding region: 740-1354 (204 amino acids)
Source: RefSeq, a predicted model, not a curated record
UAAAAGAAAAUUAAUCAAGAAAUAUAGCUAAUCGCCUAUAUGAUUUAUAGUCUCGGGUGUACUGUGUAUUCCCUUAGAUACUAAAUUUUAUACUACCUAAAUUUAAUUUUUAGAAGGAUUAAAAUAUGGUUGGGUCUUCUGAUUUUUAUACACAAAUUUGGGCUCUUAUAUUUGAAGAUAUUGUCUUGGUUUAAGAUAUACGGAGUAGAUUAAUUAAUUAAUUAACUUUUUUUUACCAAUAGAAUAAAUAAAGGGCUAUUUUAAUUUCACAUACUAAAACAAGUCAACCAGAAAAACUGUCAAACACAACAAUAGCAAACAGAUGUCGACCAUUCUUCACAUUUUGCAUCCUUUGGAAAAGGUCAGACUACCCUCCCUACAUCUUUUCUCUUCCACAUUUAGAGCAUUAACCUUCAAUUCUCACCUCAUAAUUUUUGGAUGUCAUAUCUCAAACCAUGAUUUCUUGGAAACAAAUGUGUCAUAUAAAUUAGUUUUUGAUCGGAGAAAUUAGAGACUUUGUUCAAACUGAUCAAUAGUCCAAAAUCAAGGCUGUGUCGUAGGAUUUUGCUCUAUUGAAAUGCUUUGACAAAUCCCUUCCUUUAAUAUCUAUCUUUCUUUCUGUGGGGUUUGGGAUCAAGAAGUUUAUUGAUGAUUUCUUGCUGAUCACAGCCUCGAUAUUGGAAUAAAAACAUACAUAAUUUCGUAGAAAAAUUAUUUUGCCGAAAAAAGGCUUGCUAAUAUGGCAUUUACUGGAACUCUUGAUAAAUGCAAGGCUUGUGACAAAACUGUCUACUUUGUUGAUUUGUUAUCAGCUGAUGGGGCAACUUUCCAUAAGUCCUGCUUCAGAUGUAGCCACUGCAAAGGCACACUCGUGAUGAGCAACUACUCAUCAAUGGAUGGAGUCCUCUACUGCAAAACUCACUUUGAACAACUCUUCAAAGAAUCGGGGGAUUUCCGCAAAAACUUUCAAAAUGGGGUAAAGACAGACCGGCAAUACGAGCAGAGCAGGACCCCUAACAAACUUUCAUCCUUCUUCUCUGGAACCCAAGAAAAGUGUCCUACUUGCAAUAAAACUGUCUAUCCAUAUGAAAAGAUAACAAUGGAGGGAGAAUCCUACCACAAAUCAUGCUUCAGGUGUGCAAUAGGAGGGUGUUCUCUAACACACUCAUCCUAUGCUGCUCUCGACGGAAUCCUGUACUGUAAGCACCAUUUCCAGCAGUUGUUCAUGGAGAAAGGAACCUACAGUCACGUAAAGGAUGCUGCUAAGAAGAAUGCAUUAUCUUUAGCCGAAUCAACCAAAACAACCGAUCCAGGAGCCGAGACAAAUGCUGAAGAACUAACUACUGAAGCAUAAUAGUCUUUAAACAAACAAACAAACAAACAUCCAGCAUAUCUAAUCAUUUUUUGUUACCAAAUGAGUCAGGAAUAUAUAUAUUUUUCCCCCCUAUUGUCACAGAAACUUCAACAAUGUACCUUCUUUUUUUUUAAUUGUUUUGACAUGUUGGGCCAUUCAAUUUGUCACAGUGAAUAUCUUUUUCUUCCCUUUUUUUAAUUUUUUUAAAUUUGUAACUCCUUUCAGAAAAUUGUAAGACUUUUUUGUACUGUUUAUGUUUGACAUGAUGAGAAAAAUGUAGCUUUUAUUUAUUGCUUUGAAUUUCCAAUAAAAUAACUAAUACUUAUAGUA